Molecule: messenger RNA, 1206 nt
Organism: Schizophyllum commune H4-8
Lineage: Eukaryota; Fungi; Basidiomycota; Agaricomycetes; Agaricales; Schizophyllaceae
Exons: 4
Coding region: 1-1206 (401 amino acids)
Source: RefSeq, a predicted model, not a curated record
AUGUCUGUCGGCGCCUCUGACUCCAGCCAGCUUGCCCAGGGCAUAAUCCUCUCUGAUGGCCUCGCCGGGCACGACCAUCGUAUCGAGGAACUCUUACUGAUGUUCGACCUCGCUCGGCCUCAUCUACCAGACAUUCUCUCUGGGCACCCUCGCCCGCUCGACUUCUUCGCCUUCGUCGAGCGGGCCCGCUACUUCGGCGCGAUCAUCGACGCGGGCGUCAGCCCUCCGAGAAACACCUGGGGGACAGACGUCUGGGAGUCGUCGCUCGGGAUUGAACCCCAGGGAGUUGACCUGCCGACGAUUGGCUUCGUCUACCUCUUUCCUGCGGGCCCCGAGUCCGAGCGGUAUGCUUGCCUGGAUGAUGGAGACGCUGCCGCAGACAUGGUGGACACGGGAGAGGUGGGAGCGGGAGACGCAGGCGCUAAGCUCCCUCAGGUGGCCCCGCACCUCAACAUCGGGAUCUACCUCUCGCCUACGUUCUCUCGCGGGGAGUUCUCGAUGGCCUCCCUGCGCCGCGCGCUGCAGGCGAUGCUGCAGUGCGCGUUCACGAAUCUACAGGCCCACCGGGUGCAGGUGCGCCUGCUGGAUGGCGUGGACCAGUUCUUUUACAGGGGGCUGUAUCAUGACAUGGGCUUCCGCGAUGAAGGCACCCGCCUCGGUGCCUUCUACGACCCAAUCGGUGCGCAGUGGCGCGACGAGCUGACGAUGGGAAUGUGCGCGACGGACUUUGACUUCCCGCGCGCUCAUGGAACGAUGUGGGAUGCGUUGCAGGCACGACAUGCGAGCGAACGGGAGGACCUUCUGCGCCAGGCGCACAGGCAGCCGUAUGUCCUGCGGCGCUCGUCGAGCAUGGACGCGGUUAUUACGAUCAACGACGGCGCUCCCAGCGCGACGACGUCCCGCGCUUCGAGCGUGGUGGCGUCCCGCGCCUCGUCCCCGCUUCCCCUAGCAGCGACGCCCGACCUAUGCCCCUCCGCGAACGACCCUGCCCCGAGCCUUACUCUGUCCGCGCCGCCCGCGAUUAAUAGCGCGGCCGAGGACAACGACGGUGGCUGGAAACCCGGCUGUUCGUUCCGAUUCUGCGACGACCCUUGCAGCCCCAUCGUGGAAGACGAUUAUCCUCCCACCGACUCCGAGGGGAGUGCGUCGGAUGCUGCGGAGACGUCUUCGGUUGGGUCGUACGAUAUGAUGAGCGACGUUGAUUAG